AUGUCAAAAAUUGUGAAGACAUUGUUGUUUGGACCGAGGAAAUUCAAGCGAAUCCAUCAAAUAGAGUACGACCUACGCCCUGGUGAUAUUGUGGAGCUAAAGCAAAAGAAACGCGUUUGUAAGUACAGGGUGUGUGUACUGCACAUCGGCGGUAAUUACGUCAUUAACUUCCACAAAGGAAAGUGUUUCAAAGCCGGCAUUAGGAGGUCUGCCCUCGGUAGAAAGGUGCGAAUUCUGAAUCACAUACUGGAUGACAAGUACGGGAAAGAACCGUUACCAUGUGAACAGGCCAUCGCCAGGGCACUUAAGUUUGCAGACAAGGAAGACCAGGAGUACUCUAAUUAUUUUUUAAAUAGCGAACAUUUCGUAAUCUGGUGUCGCUAUGGCAACUCCAUUCGACUUCUGUCUCCGUCAGAAGGCAGGCCGCUGCCCAUAGUAACAUGCACACCGUUUAACACCCCCGAUCUGUGUCGUAACCACCCAAGAGACCCGCGUAAGGCACCAUUAGCCAUGUUAGAAGCUUACAUUUCGGAGGAGGAUGAUAGCGAUGAGGAAGAUGAUAAUGGUGGUGAUGAUGGUGAUGAUGAUGACGAAGACGUCAUGAAAAACCAUUGUAAAUCCAUUGUCCAACCGCAACGGACUGAAAGACCAGUGUCAAUCCUGUUAAAACUGAAAGAAGACCCCCCAAAUGAAUUUAGUUAUGACCCGGAAGCAAUGUUACCAAGAGUGACCCCGGAAGAAGAAAAAAUGUCAGGAGGAUUGGAAGAAAUUACGAGAGGCAUAGAAGAAUUACAGGUAUCGUUUACCAAGCUAAACGUGUACUUCAAAGAUUACGAAGCUUUGCUGAGCAUGACGGCUGAGAUGGACGGCGACGCCAUAAAGAGAACGGCCAGUGUUAGCAGCCGCGGUGAAGACAAUAAUAACAUUGCAAGUCGACCAUCAUUUCCUGACGAUGGCAAAGGCGUAGAGACUGAGAGUCGACCCCGUUCUUCAACCGUUGCCGUGGCGACACCCAGUACUUACGUACAUGUCAGGAAGUGGAUUCACGACCAACGAGAAAUCUUAUCUCAACUACCGAUGUACACCCAUAACCCAAAAGAAUAUCUUAGAAGCCUUAACAAGGUCAUAACGAAUUCACAAAGCCUGGGACAAAUUUCGGAAAAACCACCUCGUCGUAGGUCACAGCGGGUGUCUGAACCCUGUAGGUGGACAAGGCCUGAUACGAAUCUAGAUGAUGCUGAUAUUGAACCAAGCUGUCCAUAUAUCCAUGCAUGGCACAGCAACCCAGCCGUGUUCGAAUCAAACACUCGCGACUUUAAACCUCGCCCGGCUUCAUUGACAACUGAGCAAACUGGUUCUGACGUCAGCCUAGUUAGUGGUAAAUCUGCCCCACUGUUUCGUGAUAUCGUAGGUAACCGUCUGUCAGUCGCAACGACGGAUUCGAUGCUAAGUGACAGCGAUCUCGUUCUCACAUACGAUUUGGAGUAUGACGACCACGAAAUAGAUCACAUGUAG
This is a messenger RNA of Saccoglossus kowalevskii, 1515 nucleotides long. RefSeq lists its product as uncharacterized. Lineage: Eukaryota; Metazoa; Hemichordata; Enteropneusta; Harrimaniidae. The record is from RefSeq and is a predicted model, not a curated record.